AUGAAGAGAGAGAGAGAGAAGAAGAGUGUUACUGUAAAUAAGCAGCAGCAGAAGAAGAUUGAGAAGCAGGAGCUGAUAGAGAAGAAGAGAAUUGAGGCCUUGUUCAGGUCUCAAAUGCACUUCAUGAUUCAGAACAUUGAGAAGACAGCCCUGCUCUCUGAGCAUGUCAAUCUGCUUACUACUGAGAUGAAACCUGAGACAGCAGAUCAGAAAAUGCAGGAUUUUGAGAUACAGGUUGACCUGGCUGAAAGAAAGCAGCAGAAACCCUUCUCUGAGAAGACAGUGAAGAGAGAUUUUGAGAUAAUUAUCACCUCAGAUAAGAAGAAGAAGAAGAAGAAGAAGAAGAAGAAAAAGAAGAAUGAGAAGUGA
Blastomyces dermatitidis ER-3 is the source of this 369-nucleotide messenger RNA. RefSeq lists its product as uncharacterized. Bases 1 to 369 code for a protein of 122 amino acids. The record is from RefSeq and is a predicted model, not a curated record. Lineage: Eukaryota; Fungi; Ascomycota; Eurotiomycetes; Onygenales; Ajellomycetaceae. The transcript has 2 exons.